AUGGCUAAUAAAGAUAUAUCGGAACCAGAGGUACUUCCGUUACCCGAUUCUCCAACGUGUAAACGAAAAAAAUUACCACAACUACCGUGGUUGCCGUACGCUGGCUGCGAGACUGAACCUCAACCAUCGUUUGCAGUUGGAAGAGCUUAUAAAAAUGCACAAUAUCAACAAUUGUUUGCUUCAAAGAAAACAUGGACAAAAGCAGUUCCUUUUAAAAAUACUUUAGAAUAUCCGACACCUUCGCCUGGAAAUUCAUAUACACCAUGUGCUCAUAGCAUGAAAAUAUCACCAUCAGCUCAAAAAAUUAAGAAAAAGAAAUAUCCUUCGCCAAUAGGACCCGAUGGUGAACUUCAGUAUCCUCCACCACGAAGUAUAUACUAUACGAAAAUAGAAAAUGAGCGCCUGGCGAAAAUUGAUGCCGAGAAAAAGGCAAAUUUAGGUGGUUCCAUAGACUUACGAGAUUUGCUUACAGGAAAGUACAAUGAAAGAAUGGCAAAAUUAGCUGAAGAAAAAGCAAAACGAAUUGAACGAUCUAAAAAAAGAAAAUUAGAUAAAGAAUUAAAAUUAGAAAUGGAGAGACAAAAACUUAUAGCAUUGCGACAAGAUCCUUUACCUGUUCACCCUGAUGAGCAACGAAGAAAACUUUUAGAAGAAACUGAAAAGGAUCAACAAAGAUUCAUUAGACCAGAAGAUAUCGAAAAAAUUAAUUAUUUUAUAUCGGGUACGUCCAUGAUUAUUUACUUAUAUCGGUCAGGUGGAAUUAUGUAUAUGACUGAACGUAAACGUCUUGGUAUCAUUACAAUACCUCCUGAAUGGGGACCAAUUACAAUUCGAGCUCCAAUUCCUUGGCAUGCAACUGCUACAGUAUCAAAAAAUUUAAUGUUACAUAAUUUAUUUUUAUGUCAUGCUACACAAAUUAUGAUUCGAAAGUUAUGGCAUGAUUUAUAUAACGACAUGUUAAUUAUUGACAUUAAUGAAAUCAAUCAAGACAAAACCCUUUUCCCAGUAAAUCCAAGAAAAUUUAUGGAGAAAAUAAAACAAUGUUGUGCUGAAAAAAGACGUAAACUUGAAUUUGAGUGGAUACCAGCUGUAGCCAAUAUUCUUGCAAAUAUGAAAAACACUUGGGAAAAGUUCGUACCAUUGACUCAACAUGAAGACACUGGUCUUAUUCAACGAUUUUUUGAAAGUAUUGCCUCGUUAAUGUCGAAACAAUUACGUGAAUUAGUACUUCAAAGUGUUCUGCAUUUAAAAGAUUAUUUAUUAAAAUUUCAAGGAGGAAAUGCUUUUGAAGAAUUUGAUUUUUUAGCAUUUUCAAAUUUACCAAUGUUAGAAAUAAGUAUUAUUCCUACAGAAGGGACGACUGAACUAAAAUUUGAUCCAAGUUUAGAUGAAAUUAAGAGAAUAUUACAAGAAGUGUUUCAUGAUAUAAUAGAAGUAAAUCAUGAUCUACCACGUGUAGACAAAGUAAUGUUUCCAGAGUUCAGUGAAUAUAAUUUAUCUAUACACAGCGUAAAACCUGAUGAAAAAGAAAUAAUCGACCAUAUAAAUGAAGCUUGUGAUGUUUUGGAUUCAAAUCGACCAGGUCCUUAUAAAUAUUUGGAACAUUUUCAAAAAUAUUUUUAUAUUUUAAAUGGAACAGCGAAAAAGGAGUUGGAAGAAUUUUUUAAGCAGCAACCAUUUCCUUAUCUCAAAGAUUUUGCGAAACUUGUAGAUGCUUAUAAUGCAAAACUCGAUGAACUACACGAUUUGCCGAAAGAAAUUCCUUUGAAUUUUAUUAUGCUUAAUUGUCAAACCAUCAACAAAACGUUAUAUGACAUGAUACACGAUUUGAAAAUGGAUAUUAUUAAUUAUUUUAUCAAAGAAAAUCGUGAAAAUAAUAGAGAAAUUUGUAAAACUUUUGAUAUUAUAUCAGAAACUGUGAAUAAGGUACCAAAUACCACGGCAGAACUUGUAACAUUAAUGAAUUUUCUUCAAGAAAGUCGUGAUGCUACGCUAUUUGAUCUUAAGGCAAAGAUUAAUUCAGUUACUGCUGAACUGGUUUUAUUUCUAAUGAAAUACGCAUUAUUAGAAGCUGACGACAUCCGAUUGAAUUCACGAACUUUUGUAUGGCCAAGUGAUUUAGAAGAAGUUAUAGAUUUAGCAAAUACUCGAUUGACAGAAAGACGGGAAAUAGUAGAGGGUGUAUUAAGACAUAGGCGAACAGCAUAUGAGGCCCGAAUAAAAGAGGACCAAAUAUCAUUAGAAUUAUUUAAAAAGAAAGAUCCACCUGUUUUGGGUAUAGAUGAAAUGGUUCCUGCUGUUGAAGAAUUAGACGAACUUAUGGAACGUAUUCGAGAAGAUAAGAUAGAAGGCGAUGCUAUUAACGAAGAGGAAACUUUAUUGGACUUAGAUGUUUCACCAUUUUUGAUACUUAAUUCUUUAAUAACUGGAAUUGAACCAUUUGAUAAACUAUGGCACACGACCAUUGAUUUUACUACUAAAUAUGAAACUUGGUACUAUCAACCAUACAUUUCAUUCGAUGCUAUGGCUGUAGCUGAUGAAGUUGAAACUAUGUGGCGUACACUAUACAAACUAACGAAAACAAUAACAGAUUGUCCUGGUGCGCGUCGAAUAGCCGAUGUGAUGCGUGGUCGUGUAGAAAAAUUUCGGCAAUUUGUACCAAUAUUUGCUAUUGUUUGUAAUAAAGGUUUGCGGGAACGUCAUUGGGAAUUAAUGUCUGAAGUGGUUGGUGUCAAACUUGAACCCAAACCUGAUCAAACGUUAGCUCAAAUGGUAGAAUAUGGUCUUGUGAGGCAUAUACCUGCCUUAGAAGAAAUUACUGCAUCUGCUACUAAAGAAUUUGCUCUUGAACAUAAUUUACAUAAGAUGAAAAACGAAUGGGAAAAUGUGGAAUUUAAUAUUGCACCAUACCGGGAUACUGGAACGUAUAUUUUACAAUCAGUUGAUGAUAUUCAACAAUUAUUGGACGACAACAUAUUAAAAGCUCAAACAAUGAGAGGUUCGCCAAAUAUAAAAGCUAUUGAAGAAGAAAUGACCGCUUGGGAAGAAAAACUUAUAUCAAUGCAGGAUAUUAUUGAUGCUUGGUUAUUGUGCCAGUCAACAUGGAUGUAUUUAGAACCCAUAUUUGGUUCAGAAGAUAUAAUGCGUCAAAUGCCUGGCGAAGCUCGUAAUUUUAAAACAGUGGAUAAAGCAUGGCGAACAAUUAUGACACAUACAAUCCACGAUCCUCACGUAUUAAUUGCAACAGAAAUGCCAAAUAUGUUACAAACAUUACGUGAUAAUAAUGCAUUCUUAGAAGAAGUACAAAAAGGAUUGAAUGAUUACUUAGAAAAGAAACGAUUAUUUUUCCCAAGAUUCUUCUUUUUAUCAAAUGAUGAAUUAUUGGAAAUUCUAUCUGAAACAAAAGAUCCAUUACGUGUACAACCACAUCUUAAAAAAUGUUUCGAGGGUAUUUAUAAACUCAAUUUCACCGAGGAUGAAAUUGUUACUGGCAUGAUAUCCGCAAAUGGUGAACAAGUUCCAUUUGUUGGACAAAUUGUACCAGCUGAAGCAAAGGGUAUGGUAGAAAAAUGGUUAUGUCAAGUUGAAGCAUCAAUGUUGAAAUCAAUGCGAGUUAUUAUUUGUGACUGUAUAAAAGGUUACGGUACUACCGAGAGAGCUGAAUGGAUUCCAGCAUGGCCUGGUCAAAUAAUUCUAUGUGUUGAUAUGAUUCAAUGGACAUCAGAUGCAACAAUUGCUAUUGAAAAUAAUUAUUUACCCUCAUUUUAUGAAGAAUGCGAAGAAAAUAUUGCUGUGUGUGUCAAAUUGAUUACAACAAAAUUGAAACCAUAUGUAGCGAUAACAGUUGAAUCUAUGAUAGUUAUAGAUGUCCAUGCUAGAGAUAUAGUAAAAAUCAUGAUUGAAAAAGAUGUAUCAGAAGUAACGGCUUUUGAUUGGAUUGCACAAAUGCGUUAUUAUUGGAGAGGUGGGGAAGGUGCAGACGGCAAUGUAGGAGUCGCAAUGAUAACAACAGAAAUAAUGUUUGGAAUGGAAUAUUUGGGAAACUAUUUUCGCCUAGUUGCUACACCAUUAACAGAUAGAUGUUUCAGAACUCUUAUGGGUGCAUUAAAGUUGAAUUUGGGUGGUGCCCCUGAGGGGCCUGCAGGUACAGGUAAAACCGAAACCUGUAAAGAUUUAGCAAAAGCGGUCGCCAAGAAAUGUGUGGUUUUUAAUUGUUCAGAUGGCUUGGAUUACAAAGCGCUUGGCAAAUUUUUCAAGGGAUUAGCUCAGUCUGGAUCUUGGGCAUGCUUCGAUGAAUUUAAUCGAAUUGAACUAGAAGUACUUAGUGUAGUCGCUCAACAAAUUUUAAGUAUUCAAUUAGCUAUUGCUCAAAAAUUAAAACGGUUUGUAUUUGAAGGAACUGAUAUUUCGUUGGAUCCCACGUGCACUGUUUUCAUAACUAUGAAUCCAGGAUACGCUGGUCGACAAGAAUUGCCAGAUAAUUUAAAAGUACUAUUUCGAACUGUUGCUAUGAUGGUUCCAGAUUAUGCAUUAAUAGGAGAAAUUACAUUAUACUCUUGCGGAUUUACAAAUGCUCAGAUUUUAGCUCAAAAAAUCGUCCAUACUUAUAAAUUAUGCAGUGAACAAUUAUCGUCCCAAAAUCAUUACGAUUAUGGAAUGAGAGCAGUAAAAUCUGUUCUAUUAGCAGCUGGUGCCUUAAAGCGUGCAUUUCCAACACAAGAUGAGUCUGAACUUUUACUUCGUGCUAUCAUAGAUGUUAAUUUACCAAAGUUUUUGGCGGAGGAUGUUCCACUUUUUGAAGGAAUAAUAUCUGAUUUAUUCCCUGGCGUAAUUUGUCCACAACCAGAUAGAGAUGAACUUUUAGUACACAUACAUACUGUAUUAAAACAACGAAACUUGCAAGCUACUGAUUGGUAUGUUUUGAAAAUAAUUCAAAUAUACGAAAUGAUUUUAGUAAGACAUGGUUUAAUGGUCGUUGGAGAGCCUUUAGGUGGUAAAACCUGUGCAUAUCAGUCAUUGGCAGAAGCACUCGCUUUAUUAGGAGCAGAUAAAAAAGCUAGAAUGAAAGAGAAUCGUGCUUUAUAUCGUAUUAUAAAUCCAAAAGCAAUUAGCAUGGGUUUCUUGUAUGGUUCCUUUGAUCCAGUUUCACAUGAAUGGACCGAUGGUGUUUUGGCAAAUACAUUCAGAGAUUAUGCUAAUGCUGCAACACUAGAUCGUAAAUGGAUUUUGUUUGAUGGUCCAGUAGAUGCUGUAUGGAUAGAAAAUAUGAACACUGUUUUAGAUGAUAACAAAAAAUUAUGUUUAAUGUCCGGCGAAAUUAUUCAGAUGUCUGAUUCAAUGAAUUUAAUAUUUGAGCCAGCUGAUUUGGAACAAGCAUCCCCUGCGACUGUAUCACGCUGUGGAAUGAUAUAUUUGGAACCAUCACAAUUAGGAUGGGAGCCAUUUAGAGAUUCGUAUAUAAAUGUCAUUAAAGACAAAUUAAUACCUGAACAAAUUGAAAUAGUUAUUGAAUUAUUAAAUUGGCUUGUACCAGCUGUCAUUGAAUUUAUUUGGAAUCAUUGUAGGAGAUUUAUUGAUUCAUCUGAAAUGCAUUUAUUUCAGUCAUUUGGACGCAUUUUUUCCAUGCUGAUGGAGGGAGAAACACAAGUCAGUACAGUAUACGUUCAAUGCAUAUUACUAUUUGCGGUAGUAUGGGGUUUUGGUUGCACAUUAAACAAUGAAAGUAGAAUUUUAUUUGAUGAUUUCUUUAGAAAAAUGAUAAAUGGUGAUGAUAAAAACUAUCCAAAGCCAAAGAUGUUUAAAUUAGCGAAAAAUCAAGUAUUUCCUGAUAGAAAUCUUGUAUUUGAUUGGUGCUACGAUAAAAAGAAUAAUGGUACGUGGAUUUCAUGGUUAGACGUAUUUCCACCAGAAGUUUUAAAUCCUAAAGCUAAGGUAUCCGAAUUACUUAUUCAGACUAAUGAAUCAGCAUGCCAAAAAUUUUUCUUGGAAAGAUUUACUAAGCAAAAAGUACCGUUAUUAUUUUGUGGACCAACUGGUACAGGAAAAUCAGCGCUUGUUUUAAAUUAUUUAUUAAACUUACCCAAAGAAAAAUGGCUAGCUACUGUUUUGAACUUUUCGGCAAGAACUUCUGCACAAAUAACUCAAGAUAUAGUAAUGUCUAAAUUGGAUCGACGGCGUAAAGGAGUGUAUGGUCCAUCUAUGGGAAAAUUAUGUAUUUUAUUCGUUGAUGAUUUAGGCAUGCCUCAAAAAGAAACAUAUGGAGCACAACCACCAAUCGAAUUGCUAAGACAAUGGAUAGACCAUGGUUACUGGUUUGAUAAGGAUACUACUAUAUUGCAAUUGAUUGAUAUUCUAUUUGUAUCAGCAAUGGGACCACCGGGUGGUGGAGCUAAUAUGGUUACAUCUCGAUUUACACGACAUCUCUUUAUUUGUUGCACAGAUUCAUUCCAGGAUGCCACUUUAACAAAAAUAUUUACUUCAAUAUUGGAUUGGCAUUUUGCCAAAGGCUAUGAAUCGAGUAUAUGCCUGUUAUCCAAAGGCUGUGUUGGGGCAACAAUGGAAGUGUUUAGAGAAGCGACUUUAAAUUUCUUACCUACUCCAGCAAAGUCUCAUUACACAUUCUCUUUACGAGAUUUUUCCAGGGUAAUAGGAGGUUGUUUAUUACUCCCUGCAGCUCGCUUAAAAGAACAAGAAAAAUUAGUUCGUUUAUGGACACAUGAAACCUAUAGAGUGUUCAACGAUCGUCUCGUCGAUCAAAAAGACAGAGAUCUGCUAUUUAAGAUAGUUUAUGCAGCAACAUAUCAAAACUUUCGCAUUCAUCUGCAUAAAGCGUUAGAAAAUAUAAUACCAGAAGAUGAAACAUUAUCCGGAGAGCAUAUUCGAAUGUUAUUGUUUGGAAAUUAUGGAGUUGCUGACGCUGAUGUUAAAAUAUACGAUGAGAUUAAUUACGAAAGUUUAUCAUCUUUAAUGGAAGGUUAUUUAAAAGAGUACAAUAUUGUAUCAAAAACACCCAUGAAUUUAGUUUUAUUUCAAUUUGCUAUUGAGCAUAUUUCAAGAAUUUCCCGAGUUUUGUUGCAAGAUAAUGGACAUGCCCUUUUGGUUGGAAUCGGGGGGUCUGGUCGACACUCUGCUGUUAAAUUAGCUACUAUGAUGGCUGAAUAUGUUAUAUUUACGAUUGAAAUAUAUCGAAUUUAUGGAGUAAAUGAAUGGCGUGAAGACAUUAAAAAAGUUUUAAUGAAAGCUGGAUGUGAAGGGACGCCAGUUACUUUUCUAUUUUCAGAUGAUCAAAUUGCUAAAGAAUCAUUUGUUGAAGAUCUUAGUAUGAUUUUAAAUACUGGUGAUGUUCCAAAUUUGUUCCCAUCCGAUGAAAAAGUUACUUUACUUGAAAAAAUUCAGGCUAUUGCUAACAAAUUGGGAAAAAAAGUUGAUGCAACACCAUUAGCAUUAUAUAAUUACUUUAUCGAAAGAGUAAAAGGCUCACUUCAUAUUUGCUUCGCAGCUAGUCCCAUUGGUGAUGAUUUUCGAAAUAGACUACGAAUGUUUCCAUCUUUAAUUAAUUGUUGUACAAUUGAUUGGUUUACCGCAUGGCCCCCAGAUGCUUUAGAACUGGUUGCACAAUCUUUUAUGAAUCAAAUCAACUUAACUGACGACAUUCGCAAAGCGUGUGUAAAUAUUUGCCAAAUGUUUCAUAUUAGUGUAGAGGAAGCUAGUAAAAAGUUUUUCGAAGAACAGAAAAGAAAAACUUAUGUGACGCCAACUUCAUAUUUAGAAUUAUUAGGCACUUUCCAAAGUUUACAUUCAAAGAGAGUUGAUCAGUUAACAACACAGAGAAUGAGAUAUGUUGUGGGUCUUGAAAAAUUAGAUUUUGCUGCAAGUCAAAUAUCAAUCAUGUCCAAAGAAUUAACUGACUUGCAGCCUAAGUUAAUUGCUGCUUCUGAAACUACUGAAAAAUUGAUGGUUAAAAUUGAAAAAGAUACAGCGGUUGUUGAAAAGCAAAAAGAGAUUGUAGGAGCAGAUGAAGCAGUUGCAAAUGAAGCUGCCGCUGCAGCGCAAGCUAUAAAGGAUGAUUGUGAGUCAGACUUGGCUGAGGCGCUUCCCGCAUUAAAUGCAGCCAAAGCAGCUUUAGACACCUUAACAGCUAAAGAUAUUACAUUAUUAAAAUCUAUGAAAAGUCCCCCCGCGGCAGUGAAAUUGGUCUUAGAAGCAGUAUGUGUAAUGCAAGGAUUAAAGCCAGAAAGGAAACCUGAUCCAAGCGGAAGUGGUAAAAUGAUUGACGAUUAUUGGGGUGUUUCUAUAAAAAUGCUUGGAGAUUUGAAGUUCUUAGCAAUUAUUAUAGGUUAUGAUAAAGACAAUAUCCCUCCAGCAACCAUGAAAAGGAUUAGAGAAAGGUACAUUUCUGAUCGAGAUUUUGAUCCAGAACUUAUCAAGAACAUAUCUACAGCUGCUACAGGUUUAUGUCAAUGGGUACGAGCUAUGGAGAUAUACGACCGUGUUAAUAAAAUUGUGGUCCCGAAAAAAGCAAAAUUAGAAUCGGCUGAAAAGGAAUUGCAGGUUCAAUUAGAUGUAUUAAACGCAAAACGAGCUCAAUUAAAAGAAGUUUUAGAUCAGUUACAAACGCUUAAUGAUCAAUUGGCAGCGGAGAAUAAAAAUAAGAAAGAUCUUGAAGAUAAUAUACAAUUAUGCUCAGAUAAAUUAGUACGAGCCGAACAAUUAAUCGGGGGGCUUGGCGGGGAAAAGAAAAGAUGGAGCGAAACUGCUGAUGAGUUAUUACAUACAUUGGAAAAUGUUGUUGGCGAUAUAUUACUAUCAGCUGGAACUGUUGCAUAUUUGGGACCAUUUACUGUUGAUUAUAGAAAUGAGUUAACUGUAAAGUGGAAUGAAUUGUGUUUAGAGUUAGAAAUUCCAUGCUCUAAGAAAUUUUCCAUCAUUGAAACACUAGGAGAACCAGUGAUCAUUAGACAGUGGAAUAUAUACGGAUUACCCGUUGACGCCUUUUCUGUUUCCAAUGGAAUCAUAGUUUUUAAUGCCAGGCGAUGGCCUCUAAUGAUUGAUCCACAAGGCCAAGCCAAUAAAUGGAUAAAAAAUACUGAGAAAGCAAAUGGUCUUCGUAUAAUAAAAUUAACCGAUUCGAAUUACAUGAGAACUAUGGAAGGUGCAAUUCAAUAUGGCAAACCAAUUUUACUAGAAAAUAUUGCUGAAACAAUUGAUGCCGUUUUGGAACCUAUUUUAGUAAAAAAUGUUUACAGAGAGCAUGGAAUUGAUUACCUUCGACUUGGCGAAAAUGUUUUGGAGUAUUCAAAGGAUUUUCGAUUUUAUAUAACUACUUCAUUGAGAAAUCCCCAUUAUUUGCCAGAAAUUGCAGUCAAGGUAACAUUGCUAAAUUUCAUGAUUACACCACAGGGAUUACUAGAUCAACUACUAGGAAUUGUUGUUGCAAAAGAAAGGCCUGAUUUAGAAGAGAAAAAAAAUGAAUUGAUUGUAACAAGUGCAAAUAAUAAAAAAUCUCUAAAAGAAAUAGAAGAUCAAAUUUUAAUGGUGUUAUCGUCCUCGGAGGGCAAUAUUUUAGAAGACGAAACUGCUAUAAAAAUAUUAUCAUCAAGUAAAAUAGUAUCAGAAGAUAUUCAAGCUAAACAAGUAAUAGCUGUUAGUACGGAAAAAGAAAUAGAUGUUGCUCGAAAUGAAUAUAAACCAAUUUCAGUACAUUCAUCUGUAUUAUUCUUUUGUAUAACCGAUUUAGCAAAUGUUGAUCCAAUGUAUCAAUAUUCAUUAGUAUGGUUUAUAAAUUUAUUCAUUCAAGCUAUUGCAUGCAGUGACAAAUCGACAGAUAUUACAAAACGUAUAUCUAAUUUAAAUGAUUAUUUUACGCAGAGUAUCUAUAGAAAUGUAUGCCGGUCAUUAUUCGAAAAGCACAAAUUGGCUUUUUCGUUUGUAUUAACAGUUGGAAUCUUAAGAUCGGAGAAACAAAUCGACGAAGACCAGUGGGUAUUCUUAUUAACAGGAGGUGUGGCUUUAGAAAACCCAUUUCCAAAUCCGGCAGCACAAUGGUUGACAGAUAAAGCUUGGGCAGAAUGCGUUCGAGCAAGCAAACUAAAUGAGUUGGAGAAACUACAAACUUCCAUUGAAAAGGAUCAUAAAAAAUGGAAAGAAUUUUAUGAUGUUUCUAAUCCUCAUCAGAUAGAUAUGCCACCUCCUUUUGAUAAAUUAUCUGGAUUAGCAAAAUUAAUUGCUUUAAGAUGUAUUCGACCUGAUAAAGUAGUACCAGCAGUUAGAUUAUAUGUCGCAAAUAUAAUGGGACCAAUGUAUACGGAACCACCUUUGUUUGAUCUACAAGCCUGUUAUAAUGACAGUAACCAGUGUUCACCAUUAUUGUUUAUUUUAUCACCCGGAUCAGAUCCUAUGGCAGGUCUCUUGAAAUUUGCUAACGAUGUUGGUAUUCCAAAAUCACAUAUACAUACUAUUUCCCUUGGCCAAGGACAGGGUCCCAUAGCAGCUGGUUUGAUCAAUGCGGCUAUUGCAUCCGGGGAAUGGGUCGUUUUACAAAAUUGUCAUUUAGCUCCAAGUUGGAUGCGAGAAUUGGAUCGAAUUUGUGAUGAAGUAAUUGUACCAGAAGCCACACAUAAAAAGUUUCGAUUGUGGUUAACAAGUUAUCCAAGCUCUGAUUUCCCUGUUUCUAUUUUACAAAAUGGGGUCAAGAUGACUAACGAAGCACCUAAAGGGCUUAAGCAAAAUCUUUUACGAUCUUAUCAAUCAGAUCCCAUUUCUGACACUGAAUGGUUUAAUAGUUGUAGUAAAUGGCGUGAAUGGCAAACAAUGCUUUUUGGACUAUGUUUUCUUCAUGCUGUAGUACAAGAGCGUCGAGCAUUUGGACCAUUAGGUUGGAAUACACCUUAUGAAUUUAACGAAUCUGAUUUAAAAAUUUGUCAACAACAGCUAUUGAUGUUCAUGAACGAUUAUGAUGAAGUUCAAUUUGAUGCCCUUACAUAUCUAACAGGGGAAUGCAAUUAUGGUGGUCGCGUUACUGACGAUAAGGACAGAAGACUUUUAAAUUCUCUUUUAAGUAAUUUUUACACUCCUGAAAUAAUCUUAAAUUCGAAGUUUCAAUUAUCAUCAAGUGGAAUAUAUUAUGUUCCAUACGAUACCACUCGAGAAGGUUGUAUUGAGUAUAUAAAGCAAUUGCCAAUUGAAUCAAAUCCUGAAGUAUUUGGUUUACAUGAAAAUGCUGACAUUACAAAGGAUAAUCAAGAAACAGCUCUAUUGUUACAUGUGACAUUGGUAACACAAACGCAGAUUGGUUCUGGAGGUGGUGGGGGAGCAGAUUCAGAUACAAUCAUUAUAAAUUUAUGCAACGAUAUUAUAUCGAAAAUUCCUUCUGAGUAUAAAAUUGCAGAGGUUGCUAAAAUAUAUCCAAUUUUAUAUGAAAAUUCAAUGAAUACAGUUUUAAAACAGGUCAAUUUAAUUUUAUAUAAAAGAAUUGUACCCAUUAAAAAAAAUUAUAGAGUUAAUUAAUAAUUGCAGGAAUUAAUCAGAUUUAAUAAAUUAAUUCGUGUAAUAAAAACAUCUUUACAAGAUUUGGUAAAAGCUAUUAAAGGAUUAGUAGUCAUGUCAUCAGCUCUGGAUGAAGCAUUUGCUGCUUUAACUGUGGGUCGUGUUCCAGUCAGUUGGUCUUCAAAAUCGUACCCAUCUCUUAAGCCACUUGGUUCAUAUGUAGCCGAUUUUUUAAGCAGGUUAAGUUUUUUACAAGAUUGGAUUGAUAAUGGUCCACCGAAUGUUUUUUGGAUAUCUGGAUUCUAUUUUACUCAAUCAUUUUUGACUGGUGUAUUGCAAAGCUAUGCUAGAAAAGUUCAAAUUCCCAUAGAUAUGUUUGAUUUCAAAUUUUAUGUUACAGACCAUGAGGUGGAAAUGCCAUCACAGCCAGAAAGUGGUGUUUACACUCGGGGAUUAUUUUUGGAAGGUGCACGUUGGGAUAGAGAAACAAAAGUAUUAAGCGAAUCCUAUCCAAAGAUUCUAUACGAUACAAUUCCUGUAUUAUUAUUAGAACCUGUUUUAAAAACGGAAUAUACAAAACAUGAUACAUAUUCAUGUCCUGUUUAUAAAACAAGUGCACGUAGGGGUGUAUUAGCUACAACUGGACAUUCAUCCAAUUUUAUUAUGUUUGCUGAAUUACCAACAGAACAUUCCGAAAAACAUUGGAUACAGAGAGGAGUUGCUAGUUUAAGUCAAUUAGAUGAUUAA
Chrysoperla carnea is the source of this 12231-nucleotide messenger RNA. RefSeq names its product dynein axonemal heavy chain 3 (gene Dnah3). The transcript is spliced from 51 exons. Gene Ontology annotation, molecular function: ATP binding; dynein intermediate chain binding; ATP hydrolysis activity. Gene Ontology annotation, biological process: microtubule-based movement. The record is from RefSeq and is a predicted model, not a curated record. Gene Ontology annotation, cellular component: dynein complex. Lineage: Eukaryota; Metazoa; Arthropoda; Insecta; Neuroptera; Chrysopidae.